AUGUCCGGGUUGACCCUGGGGCGAGGCCCUGGAGGCGUGCGACCGACUCAAACCGCAACUUUUACCACCCACCACCACCACCCGUCCGCCGAGGCUGACCGCUCCUCCAACAACUUCCCCCCUACCUCCUCGCAGUUGUCCGAUGACUUUUCUUUCGGUUCCCCUCUGAGUCCCGCCGACUCCCAGGCCCAUGAAGGCCUACUUCAGGACUCACUCUUCCCCGAAUGGGGGUCCGGUGCCCCUCGACCUGGCAUCGACAGUCCGCAUGAGAUGCAGAGGCAAGAUCCGUUAGCGACUCAAAUAUGGAAGCUCUAUUCUAGGACCAAGGCCCAGUUGCCCAACCAGGAGCGGAUGGAAAACCUCACCUGGCGGAUGAUGGCAAUGAGUUUGAAACGCAAGGAGCGGGAACGUGCUCAACAGUCCAUGUUUCCUGCAAGACCCGGUAGCGCUGGCCCCAGUGGGAUCGCUCAACUGCGCAUUUCCGACCCGCCCGUUGCCACCGGUAACCCUCAGUCCGCCGACCUGACCGCCGAUCCCAUGAACCUCGACGAUUUCAUCGUGCCCUUCGAAUCUCCUUCCGAUCACCCCUCGCCCAGCGCCACCAAGAUCACCGACUCCACGGCGGCGUCGGCGGCCAUUCCCAUCAAGUCCCGGAAAGAUCAGCUGAGAGAUUCUACUCCGGUGCCGGCCUCGUUCCACCACCCGGCUCAAGAUCGGCGGAAGAACAGUGAAUUCGGCUACGUCCCCCGUCGCGUGCGCAAGACGAGUAUCGACGAGCGUCAAUUUUUCUCGCUGCAGGUGCCGACCCGAAAGCGACCGGCCGAAUCCUCCCCCCAAGUGCCUCCCGUUUCCAACUCCAUGUUGGCCCACGAUCCGGAGCUCGCUACCGGCGUGCCCGACUAUGCCUUGGACACCCCGUCCUCGGCCUUUGGCUUCCAUCAGGGCAACCACCAUCAGAUCAAUCACCACAACCACACCUCCCCGGGGGCGCCGUUCGGCUUGGAUACAUUCGGUCUGGGAGAUGAUCCGAUCUUGCCCUCUGCGGGUCCCUACCAAUCGCAAUUCACCUUCUCGCCUAGCGAGUCUCCGAUGGCCUCCGCUUCAUCCCUGAACUCGACGGAUUUCUUCUCUCCACCGCCGUCGGGCUACCAGUCCACGGUAUCCACGCCGCAGCCCGCCUACGACGGGGACCAUUCCGUUUAUUUCGAUAUACCGUCCGGCGACGCGCGGACGCAGCGCCGCAUCCCAACCUAUCCUCGGUAUAUGUUUAACCAGAACAACCAUGAACAACCCAGUUCGUCGGCGCCGCAACAUGUAGACCCCACCCAGGUCUUGAACGCCACCAACUACUCGACCGGCAACUCCCAUACCGAUAACGAGGAUGACGAUAGUCAUCAGCUGUCAGAGCGGGCGGGUCUGGCGAUGCCGACUGAAUUUGGGGACGAGAACGACGGAUUCUCGUCGGGCAUGCAGUGGGAUGGGCAGUUCCCGGGCUCCUUCCAUUCGCUGCCGGGCUUUGGCCCUCAACAUCGCAAGCAUGAGUGGAAUCACGGCGGCAGUUUGGGUCGGACUCACGGGUCGGUGGCUUCGGUCAGUGAGAAGAUUGCCCGCACCACAUCCACCCCCAAUACGGCCCAGCUGUUGCGCCAAAGCAUGAACUCUAAUAACAAUACGUCUCAUACCUCUCCCAAUACCCCGCCUGAGUCCGGCCUGAGCAGCGCCGUUCCGUCCCGCCCGGCCAGUCCCGGGGGCAGCAAGAACGGUGAUCCGGGCAGCAACGGACCGACCACCUGCACGAACUGCUUUACUCAAACGACUCCGCUGUGGCGUCGGAACCCGGAAGGCCAGCCACUAUGCAAUGCCUGCGGUUUGUUCCUGAAACUGCACGGUGUCGUGCGUCCUCUGUCCCUGAAAACGGACGUCAUCAAGAAGCGUAACCGCAGCAGUGCCAACAGCUUGGCGGUUGGGACCUCCCGUGCGUCAAAGAAGACGGCCCGCAAGAACUCGGUGCAGCAGGCAUCCGCCGUCACGACUCCGACGUCGAGCCGCGCUCCGAACGGGACCUCCUCCGAAUCCCCACCCGCCGGCUUUGGUGUUGCCGCGGGACGGUCGAAUGGGGUGGUGCCCAUUGCCGCCGCUCCUCCGAAGGCAGCUCCCUCCGCAGCAGCCUCCCCUGGCACGGGCCAGACUCGUAACCCAGUCCAGGCUGCCCCGAAACGUCAACGACGGCUGGAAAAGGCCUCCGAGAUGGAAACGGACGAGGCGAAUAAGUCUGCGGGAGGCCGAUCCAAGGUGGUGCCUUUGGCGCCCGCCAUGCCACCAGCGGCAGCCAAUCCGGCGAACCAUAGUAUUGCCGGAGGUCAAGGGGCUAGUCAGGAAUGGGAGUGGUUGACAAUGAGUCUGUAA
Aspergillus pseudotamarii is the source of this 2406-nucleotide messenger RNA. Its product is annotated as nitrogen regulatory protein area N terminus-domain-containing protein. The record is from RefSeq and is a predicted model, not a curated record. Gene Ontology annotation, biological process: nitrate assimilation; positive regulation of transcription by RNA polymerase II; negative regulation of transcription by RNA polymerase II. The transcript is spliced from 8 exons. NCBI's taxonomy places the organism in Eukaryota, Fungi, Ascomycota, Eurotiomycetes, Eurotiales, Aspergillaceae. Gene Ontology annotation, cellular component: nucleus. Gene Ontology annotation, molecular function: DNA-binding transcription factor activity, RNA polymerase II-specific; zinc ion binding; RNA polymerase II cis-regulatory region sequence-specific DNA binding. Bases 1 to 2406 code for a protein of 801 amino acids.